This is a messenger RNA of Heterostelium album PN500, 5061 nucleotides long. RefSeq names its product LTR-retrotransposon skipper. The transcript has 3 exons. Bases 1 to 5061 code for a protein of 1686 amino acids. Gene Ontology annotation, molecular function: aspartic-type endopeptidase activity; zinc ion binding; nucleic acid binding. The record is from RefSeq and is a predicted model, not a curated record. Gene Ontology annotation, biological process: DNA integration; proteolysis. Lineage: Eukaryota; Evosea; Eumycetozoa; Acytosteliales; Acytosteliaceae.
AUGGACAUAAAUAACAAUAAUAAUAAUAAUCAUGGUGGAGAGCCUCACUACGUUCCCGGAACACCUUUCCGUGGUAUUAACCUACUCAAUUCACUCCAAUCUGUAAGAGACAUGCCUGAAUUCCCAGCCGUGCCAUUAGCUUUGCCUACCUCUACCAACGCCAACUUGCCAGGUGUUGCUAUUACAGUGGAAAACGCAGACUUCGAAAUCUUUCACCUCGUCGACAAUUCCAUCGAACCUCUUAUAAACUUUAUCAACAGCGAUGAAAAGUAUCGGGCCAUGGCAGCAAAGUACGCUAACAUGAAAAAUGUGCCAGUAAAAACAGCCAUACUGUACACCUGUAACAAACUAGUGAUGAUGGAUACAAACACCGCUUUCAACCAGAUAAUGUCUACUAAAGUCGGUAAAGCCUCGAUUGAUAGUCUCCCCAAGUUCGAUUUCGAAUCCAGUACUGCCGACAUCGAAUCACAUCUACUACUCAUUGAAAGUACCAUACCUUUGCCUAACGCCAGAGCUAAAGUAUUUUUCAACACUCUCAAUGAGAAAUCCAGAGCCCUAACAAGAAACUUCCAUGUUGCCGCAAAUGCAUCUUGGAACGAAUACAAAUCCAUGAUGGUGAAGCUAUUCAGUCGUGAGUUUCCACCAGAACACUAUGUCGGUAUUCUCGCCAAACUAAAGUUUCUGCCUAACCGCGACGACAUAGUUUCUUUCAAUCUGACCUUCACAAAAGUGGUAAAUAAGACCAGAAACAUCGUGAACUCCCAGACGGCCGCUGCAAUGUAUGCCAAUGCUUUGCGUAAUGUAAGAAACUUGGAAUCCAUUAAAAACCUGCCAGACUUAGAAUCCCGUAUGUUGGAGACCGCAGAGUUAGUUGUUAAAUAUGGCAUAAACGGUCGACGUAUCUGUACCUUACAGAAUAUUGUUGACGAUGAAGAGAAAGUUAGUUCAAAGAACCAUAAAGGUGGCUUUGUUGAAAAAAGACCACAUGAUUUCAAAAAGAAUCUCCAUAAAAAUAAAAAUAACCACCACGGUGCUAAGCCAACAUGUUACGUAUGUGGUAAAGUCGGUCAUCUUGCUAAAGACUGUUACUUUAAAAACAAGAACAAAGAUGCUACUGUUAACUUUAUAAACAGUACACCAGCAAUACAAGCUGUAAUCAAUGACCAGAAAACGGUUGCGGUUGUAGACACCGGAGCAGACAUAUCAGUCAUAAGUAAAGACAUGGCAAAACGUCUAAAUGUAAGCAUACAAAAAUGUAAUCCUAUUAAAAUUAAUAAUGUUAGUGUGAACUGGCAAGCUUCAGCCUGUAUUACCCUGUCUGCUAAUCCAGAAGGUGUAAUAAUAUCAGUAAAAGUUAAUAAUGAUAUACACAAACUAAUUAAUCUUAACAAAAAUAGUUUAAACAAAAAUCUAAUAAAAAUUAAAUUAAAUGAAUUAAAGAACGAACGUAAAGUUCAAGAUAAAAAUAUUAAUUUUUUGAAAAAUAAAAUUAAUAAAAUAAAUGUGAAAAAUCGUGAUCAGUUUAACGAAUUAGAUCGAUUAUUAAAAAAACAAAAUUUAAUUCAGUCUGAGAUUAAAAAAAUUAUUGAUGACGUAAAUAAAGAUAAUAGGGUUAAAAAUAAAAAUAAUACUGAUUUCACGCCCCAUUAUGCUUGGGUGAAUAUAAAUGAAAUCUAUGAUGAUAUUUCAAAAGAUGUAGAUACAGAUAAUGAUAAAAAAAUGAAUGAAUCUGUUACAGAUAAUAUCGACAUCGAAAACGAAACAAAAGUUGUAGAAACUUUGAAACGGUUAUUCCCAAACGUGUUUAUACCGUUUGAUGGUUUACCACCUUCAAGAGGUAAACAGUUUGAUAUGACAAUUAAAUUAAAAACGGAAGAGAUUCCCAAAUCAAAGUUAUACCCUGUACCAAUAGCACACUUAGAAGAAUUAAAAAAACAAAUUAAUGAUAGAUUGAAUAAAGGGUGGAUCAAGAGAUCUAGAUCCCCAUUUGGUAGUCCUAUCUUAUUCGUCUCUAAACCAGACGGUGGAUGGAGACUUUGUGUCGACUACAGAGAGCUAAAUAAAAUUACUGUUCGUGAUGAUUAUCCUCUUUCAAGGAUUAAUGAAUUAUUAAAUAAUACAAGAUUAGCUUACUGGCUAUCAAAGUUGGAUCUGUUAGACGGAUACCAUCAAAUUCGUAUCAAUGAAGGCGAACAAUACAAAACUGCUUUUAAAACUACAUUUGGUACAUUUGAAUAUACAGUAACACCGUUCGGGUUAGCCGGAGCAGGUGCUAAUUUUCAACGAUUAAUGGAUCACAUAUUCCAGUUGGAAAUUUUAAAUAUGAAAAUAUGUGUAUAUCUAGAUGAUAUAUUAAUCAUGACUAAUUCAGAUAGUUUAGACGAUCAUAUCAAUGAUUUGAUCGAAAUUUUUAAAAUUUUACAAAAACAUGACUUUAAAGUCAAAUUAUCGAAAUGUAAAUUUGCUAGACGAGAAAUUGAAUUCUUAGGUCAUGUAGUUGGUCGUGGAAUUAAGAAAUUGGUCGAAGAUGUUAAAUAUCUUGUCGCACCAAAUUAUACAAUACCAUUUCAUCUUGAGUGUGACGCAUCUAAAUACGGCAUUGGUCAUGCUCUAUAUCAAAUUAAUAAGUUAGAUAAUAUAACCAGAGAUUUCAUCUCUUUUGGUUCAAGAAAACUCACAAUCAGUGAAAUAAAUUACACUGUGUUAGAAAAAGAAUUGUUAUCAAUCAUUCAUGCAUUGAAAGUAAAUUAUUAUCAUUUGAUAGGACACGAAGUGAUUAUAAAUACUGAUCACAAAAAUAUCAAGUUCCUACGCGAACAAUACGCAAUCGGAAUUAAUUCUAGAAUCAACAGAUGGUUACAAUUCAUUGAGUUGUUUAAUCCGACAUUACAAUACAUAAAAGGUGAAACAAAUGUUAUAGCCGAUGGUUUAUCAAGAUAUACUUUUGAUAUCAAUAAUAUUAAAAUAUCUUAUGAUAAUGAUCUAUUAGAAAAUAUAAAAGAUAGUUAUAAAUUGGAAAUCAAAAUGAUUGAAAACGAUGAAAUUAAACUACAAUCUAUUUAUAAAAGUGAUAAAGUUACAACUCUAAAUGAUGUUAAAUAUUUUGAAGGUAAAAUUAUUAUACCUAUGGUAAAGCCAUUAAUUGAUCAAAUAUUACAUUUAUAUCAUAAUUCAUCUACAUCUGCACAUAUCAAUGCGUUUAGCAUGUUAGAACAAAUUUCUAAAAAAUUUAUUUGGGAUUCAAUGAAAUCCGAUAUUUAUAAAUUUUAUAAAAGAUGUGAUGUAUGUAACAAAGGUAGUGAUUAUGGUGAUAAGAGAAGAGGUUUUUUACAACCAUUACCAAUAAUGAAUGACAGAUUUUUAGCACUGUCAUGUGACUUUAUUACAAAUUUAAAUGAAGUGGAAGAUAGUAAUGGUAGAAAAUUCAAUCAAAUCUGGGUAAUCGUAGAUAGAUUUUCAAAGUAUACUACAUUAAUACCCACGCAUAGCACAUAUACUUCUUUAGAACUUGCUAGAUUAUUCAAAAGCGAGUUUAUAAAGAUACACGGAGUACCAUUAUACAUCUCCAGCGAUAGAGACAGCAAACUAACUUCCAGAACUUGGAAAGAAUUUGCUAAAUUAUUAAAUAUCAAACUUAAUUUCACUACAGCUGAUCAUCAACAAGCUAAUGGACAAGCUGAGAUAGUGAUUAGAGCGAUUAAAAAUACUUUAAGAAAGUUAUUAAUCGAAGACAAAGAAAAUGGUUUAAACAGAAAUUGGUAUCAACAUGUAGAUACAAUUCAGUUUGGAUUAAAUAAUACUAAAUCUACUUCUACAAAUUAUACACCAUUCUUAAUUGCUUAUGGUAGAAAUCCAUCUACUGUCGCCGACUUGGCAAUUCCUUUAAAUAGAGAACCAAGUGAUACAGUGAACGAUAAUGAGAUUGAAUCAUUAUUAAAUUAUACCUCUACAAUCAUUAUAAAUGUUAGAAAUAACUUAAUUAAGAUUAGAAACAAGAUGUUGUCUAAUUAUAAUAAAAAUAAAAAGUAUAAUGAUUUUAAGAUCGGUGAUAAAGUGUAUGUAAAGGAAAAGAGACCUUCCAAGAAGUGGAACAAAUUAGAAGCAGUAUACGCUGGUCCCUAUGAGAUCAUCGAUAUUGACAAACAAAAUUUAAAUAUAACUAUAAGAGAUUAUAUCUCUGGAGUUUCAAGAAUUAGAACAACGUCUAAAACGUUGCACGUAAAAUACUUUAAACACGCUCCAAAGGAUGACGUGAACGAGAGAGAAUACAUUCCAGUAGAAAAAUUAGAUUCUUUUCUAAAUAAUGAUGAAUUAAUAUCCGAUGUAAAAAUGUCUGAUAUCAGUAAUGAAGACGAAAUCACAGAUGAAACUAUGGAUCAAGACGACGUAGUUAAUCAUCAAGAUGAAAUUAAUCAAGACGAAGAUGAUAUCUCUGAUCUUGAAGAUUUAAAUGAUUUGAUGACUAAUAUAUCAAGUAUUGAUUCGUCAUUAGAACCUAAAGGACAUUUUUCAGAUUUACAGUUAUCGAGAAUCUUAAAUCCUGAAAAAAAUACAUAUCUUAAAGUUAGAGAAAUUUUAAAUAAUAAUAAAUCUAGCCCAAAUACAUUUAUAAAUCUUUUAAGAACUUUAGAAGAAAAGGAAUCAGUAAUAGAUUACCCUCACAACAAAGUAACAGAGGAAUCUAACCUUUUAAUAAAUAGUAUUAUGAAAUUUGCAAUAUCGCCGGAAUUAUUCGAAAUGAUUCAGAAAAGAUCAUUUAAAAUAGUAUCUAAAAGAAGAUUAACUAGUAACACUGAUUAUUUAGUUAAAAUAAGUAAUACUGUUGGAUGGGUUUCAAGACAAAUCCUCGCCAAACAUGCAUCCAAACAAAUCAACGAUUUCAACAAGAAAAUCGACAACCUCAACCCUGUAGCCAAUAUUAACAGUUUACUGUUUAGAGAGAACAAUAUUCUAAACGCCUUAGAGACAGUUACCAACCCACAUCACCGCAAUAAACUUAUGUCAAAGUACCAUAAGAUCAAAUCCAACACCGCUGUAUUCUUCUUGAAUACUUCUUUUUAA